AUGAUAAGACAGGAAAUGAAAGUUGAGAAAAUGAAAAGUGAUAUGCAACUUACUGAGCAACGAGUACUCGAUGCUUUAGAGAAACUGAAAACGGAAAGAAGUGAAUUCAAUAAGGAUCUUAUGAAGAAAGAAGGUGAUAUUGAAGUGCUUAAGGCAAAAAUGGACGAGGAGCUGAAGAGGAUGAAAGUAAAAACUGAGGAAACAAUCAAUAACUAUUCAAAAGAAGUACAGAAAAUACAGGAUUUGACAUUUACGCCAAUUGUUGCAUUCAAAGCAGACACAGUCACUGAUAAAUCGUUAGAAAACAACAAGGUGUUUGUCUACUCAAAUAUUAUUAUCAACAUUGGCGAUGCUUAUAACAAAGACACUGGUGUGUUUGUGGCACCCGUUAGUGGAUUAUAUCUGUUUACAGCACAGGUCUGUAUAAACGGUAACAUGAAGGUAUAUGCUGGAAUCGUCGUUAAUGGUAGACUCAUCUCUAAAACAGCUAUAGGAGAUAAAUCGUGGUGGAAAUGUUAUACCAUUGAUGCAAUCACAGCGGUUGAAAAAGGAAACGAAGUAUCGGUAAAAUGUACAAAUAGCUGUGACGUCAGUGACAAUUUAGGCGAAACCUCAUUCGCAGUUAACAGCUUUUCUGGCAUUCUUAUUCAUAAAACAGUUUAA
Molecule: messenger RNA, 663 nt
Organism: Ruditapes philippinarum (Manila clam)
Lineage: Eukaryota; Metazoa; Mollusca; Bivalvia; Venerida; Veneridae
Product: complement C1q tumor necrosis factor-related protein 3-like
Exons: 2
Coding region: 1-663 (220 amino acids)
Molecular function (GO): protein binding
Source: RefSeq, a predicted model, not a curated record